UUCUUUUUUUUUUUGGGUUCCCUUCUCUCUUCCUUCUUUCUCAUAUCUCUAUCUUCUUUGCUCCUCUAAACUAAAAUAUCAUCAUGAGUUGCUGCCAAGAAUCAAGAAGAGCCGAUAGAAGUAAGCAGCAUAGCCCUGUCAAUCACACUCAGGAGAAAAACUAUUGCUUCAAGCACAAGAUUUACUUUGCUCAAACAUGGUGCCCAAAAUGCGGCAGUCGAGUUUAGUCUGGCUGACGAUCACUUUUUGAAAAACAAACCCGAUACCCUCCUCUACUCCUCCUCCCUCAUGUAUUCCUUCUAUAAUCGCACUCCCCCCCCCCCAUUUUAGUAGAAAUGCACUCCAAUCAAAUCCACUUCUGUGUGCCUAGCUUGGGGAAACCUCAAGGCAAAAGGAAAAGUGAAAAAAUAUCACAAACAUGCCCACACCCCACGCCCAAAAUACUAUUUCUUUUUUUUUUAUACUAUAUAAUAUCAUCUCUGCACAGUUUUUGCACAUAAAAUACAACUCAAGAUGUACUGAUCAUAUCAACCCUUUUGGAUGCGUUUUUGUUCUUUGUCUUUCCAUGCUAGUCCAUCUUCAUUCGAGCUUAGGCCAUCAGAUGGCCGUGAUUCUCGUCAUGUCGGCAAGUUAGAUAAAAAAAUAUUGAGGCUUACUGA
Umbelopsis ramanniana AG is the source of this 659-nucleotide messenger RNA. RefSeq lists its product as uncharacterized. The record is from RefSeq and is a predicted model, not a curated record. The transcript has a single exon. NCBI's taxonomy places the organism in Eukaryota, Fungi, Mucoromycota, Umbelopsidomycetes, Umbelopsidales, Umbelopsidaceae. The coding region runs from base 419 to 634 and encodes 71 amino acids.